AUGGCCCCUUCUACUCCUACACCCAGCCCUUUCACCGCCAUGAGGAACUUUGGUGGUAUGGUGUCAUCUGCUCUUUCUUUCGGCGACAGAUCUCGCCAAGUCUCCUCCCUCGGCCUCGGCACUCUCUCUCUGGGGGAGCCGUCUGGCGCUGCCCCGCCCCCUCGCUCCGCCUCUCCCUCCGCUGGUUCUCCCGUCCCCGUAACGGGUUCUCCUGGAGGGCCUCCUCCUGCCGCCACUCCUCGCCGUAGGACGCCCGCCUUUCGUCCUGGUGAGUCUCCGUCCUCCUCCGACCAGGACUCGCUCAGUGGGGGCUCGGAGUCGGGUGAUCGACCCGACACCGAAGAAAGUGAGGAUGAUGGUGAUGGGGAGGGUAGGAUCGAUAGUGAGGGUGAAAGCAAGUUAGAAGAAUACCCGGAUGAUGAUGUGGAGGUGAUUAGUGUAGAGGACAACAACGUAGAUAGUCCUGAGCCCGGUCCUGCCCCUCCCCCUGCUCAAAUUGUGGGCCAGAAACGACGCCGUUCCCUCUCUUCUUCUUCUUCUUCCUCUUCUUCUUCUUCCUCUUCUUCUUCUUCCUCUUCUUCUUCCUCUUCCGGGGUUCUCCCCCCCCCCAACGCCAUCGCCGCUGCCGCCGCUGCUGCCGCCGCCCCCGUCGCUGCUCCCCCCCCUUCUCCCAGAGGGGAGCCUUCGCCCAAACGGGUGAAGAGAUCACUGCGGGAAGAAGAGUACUUGUGGGAGAAGAUGAAGUCCGAGCCUGGUCGUUGGAUCGCGGUUGGUGUUGACGAAGCGUGUGAUCGUUGCCGACGUGAGAUUAUCACGUAUAAUCGUCCAAACUGGCCCUGCCUCAAGGCAGUCAGGCCACACAACAAGGCCCUCCGUUGUGCUUCAUGCACGUCUGGCCCCUGCUCCUUCUGUCCCGUUUCCUCUGCCCGGGACAUCCCGCCCCGUCCCUCCGACUCUUCGCCCUUCCCCCCUCCUCAGACUCCAGCGUCUGUCCCCCGUUCGCGGGUACCUCCUUCGUCUCUCCGGUCGGUUCGCCGUACUUCGCCGGACCUCCGCCCGUCGCCUCCGUCGCCGUCGCCCUUCGCUCCUGUGGCCGGCCCAUCACGUCUCCCGGCUGUUCCUCCUUCGUCUUCUUGCCGUCCUUCGGCCUCUGCUCCUUCGGCCUCCCGUCCUUCGGCCUCUCGUCCUUCGGCGCCACGUCCGUCCUCUCCAGUGGUAGCUUCUCCUCCGGCUCACAGCACCCGAAGUCGGCGUCCUUCUGUUCCUCCGGCCGCUUCGGCGGCCCCUCCCGUCACCCCUCCCUCUGCUUCCCAGAAGACACCGAAGUCUUCUUUAAAGAAAUCAAAAGGGAAAUCUAAAGAGAAGGAGGUUGCCUUCAAUGAUGGUGAUGUGGAAGGUGAAGAUACUCAGCGUGCUGGUCCCUCUGCUCCCCGGUUGUCCCUCGUCCACCCUCGUAUCUCCCUGGACGUCCGUAUUCCUGAGGACGAAAAGGAAUUCGCCACUUAUCGUUCUCUCGUCCUCGGUCUCACUACUCAGCUUGAGGCCGCCCGAAAUGAUACAUCUCUCCUGCUUGACUUCUCUUCUCGUCAAGCUAACGCUUUAAACAAUCUUACUGCGGCGUUAGUAGAUGUAGUCAACACUGGGGCUCUGGACGACGAAGCAAGGACAAGGUUAGCGGACGUCUCUCGCCGAAGCCUUACUGAGAUAGCCGAUGUUCGCCGAAGACUGUUCGACACCCCCUUCCUAGUCACUCCUAUGGCGUAUGAGCCACCACCGUCCCUUGACUGGUUAGGUCGCCGUAGUAGUUCUCGUGUCCCAGCUUCCGCCCAGACUGCUCUCGACCUCCUCGGUCUUCCCUUCGAGUGUCUACGGACCAUACGUUCUCUGUGGAGGACCCCGAGCAUGCAAGCUGCUCGAGAUGUCCAGGACUUCGGUGACUUCUUUGGGGCUAUGAAUCGGGCAUGGAAUGCUUCUCUCUCUACUGCGUUCCCGUCUGAGACUCUCGAUCUACCUUCGGUCAUCGGUAGCCUCCACACCAAUCCCGCGGGACCGAGUAGAUCGAAGGAGAAAGGAAAAGGAAAAGGUAAGGGUAAGAGUAAGGACAAGUGA
Messenger RNA from Tremella mesenterica DSM 1558, 2109 nucleotides. RefSeq lists its product as uncharacterized. NCBI's taxonomy places the organism in Eukaryota, Fungi, Basidiomycota, Tremellomycetes, Tremellales, Tremellaceae. The record is from RefSeq and is a predicted model, not a curated record. The coding region runs from base 1 to 2109 and encodes 702 amino acids. The transcript is spliced from 4 exons.